AUUUCAGUCGAAGCGCGCCAGGCAGAGCGAACGUGGGUCUCGGCUGGGCUAGUCUUCUUUUUUUUUUCGUUUUCUAUUCUAUCUCUUUCACUGCGACUGCGCACGAGGAGAGCGCGAGUUUGCUGCUCGGCCUCGGUUAAGCGCGUGUUACGUCGGGCGCGCGCGCGCGCGCUCGCGCGUUCUCUCGAUUCUCUCCGUGCGUUCGCGUUUCAUACCUAACAGCGUGCGGUAUAUAUCUCCUGCAUCCUCCUGAUUUUUCGGAUGACGAAUAGAAAAGGAGAAAGAUAAAGGAUGAUAAGUGAAACCAGUGCGGUGCUGUGAGGUGUAAUGUGUAUUUUGUUCAUUACUCGAGAUGAAUGUAUUUCGAGAACCGAACGAGAGCGUAUCUCGUAUAAAGAAUACAUUUGUGUGAUCCUCUAGUAACAAUUUUGAUUACGAGAAGAAAAGAGAAGCCAAGUUAAGCGAGAAUGGAAUUUGGUGGUUACAAAGGGACCGGAUCACGCGUCAGGAUGCGUCGACGUGCUGAAUUGGGAAGACGUUUAACGAGGAGACUUUCAUUGGUCGCAAAAAUGCCGGCUGCCAUUCUUAACAGGGCAAAUCCGCCCGAACUUAGAUCAAUUGAGAUCACUGCGAUCGCACCCGACAAGACGCAACUCUCGUUAUCUGCUUCGUCUCCGGGAGCUAUAUCCCCUGUGGUUGCACCCGUUCUUUUAAAGUACCGAGUAUGCAAGCCAAGAUUAUUGCUCGCCGGUUCGAGAGCCGAAAUCGAUCCUGCAGCCGAUGUGGCACUUCUUCAUGGAGAAAUUUUGCUGAUCGAAGAUGCAGCAAGGCAAUACGAUCCACGAGGUGAUAUCGAUCGAAGGUAUAGAGCAACGGAGAAACUUUUGCACGCAGAGGAAGACUAUCGAGAGACAUUAUGUAGCGCGAAAGAACUUUACGCCCGACCACUCGCUCGAACUUAUCCCGAAUUUCACGACGUCAUUUUCCAACCACUUGCCGAUCUUUCAAGAGUCAGUAAUGAACAUUGUCAAAGGAUAUGCAGAGUACUUGAGAAUUGGGAUGCCAGUACUUUCAAACAGAGUGACUUAUUUCCAAAUUCUUUCUGGAAGUCUUAUUGGGAAUAUCUGGAGAGCUACAGUGAAGCUAGAAGAACUUUGGAGGAACUAAAAGCUUCUGAAGAUACACUGCUACACUUUCUUACUUUGAGACAAGCUGCUGCGAGACAUUCGCCAUUGUCUUUGCUCCUUCUACCGGUCCAGAGGUUAGCCGAAUAUGAAAGGUAUCUCGGGCAAGAAGCGAGAAAUUUGUCAGAGAACGGAAACGGAACCGUCGGAAGUGGUUCAGUCUUACAACGUGGCCAGCUCGAGGGUGACCUUCAUCGUAUCCAAGAGCUCUUUCCUGGCGAUAAUUUACGACUGCAUGAACGAGAUGUCCUCACCACGAAAAUGAAGAGUCUGAUUCGUAAGAGGAACGGCACAAAUCCAGGCAGAUUGACUAGAGUGUUGUCACAAAAAUCUCUAAAUGUUUCAAAUAAUUCGCCACCGUCAAAGUCACCACCGAGAACCUUUCUAUUGGAAACACCGGUACAAUUUACAACGGGUAUGCAGUCGCAAGAAAGACAUCUUUUCCUGUUCUCCGACCUCCUGCUGAUCGCGAAAGCACGAAGCGGAGGAAACUUCAAGUUGAAACAAUCCGUGAGGAUGAGCGAACUCUGGCUCACCGCCGGUCAUAUAGAUGACGUAGCGGAAACGAGCAAAUCUCAGGAAACCAGCUUCGUACUUGGCUGGCCAACGACGAACGUCGUAGCUACUUUCAUGACCGCAGCGGCAAGAGAUCUUUGGUGGGGCCGUCUUACCGAGCUUGUACGAGAGGAAAGCAUGAAGGAACCACCGGAUACGAACAUUCAAGUCGUGUAUCACGACAGCGACACGAACACGGAAUACUGUAAAACGAUAAUGGUUGGAUCCGAAAUGACGGCGGCAGCUUGUGUGAACUUGGCGACUAGAUUGUUGGAUCUUCAAGGACCAUUUCAACUUUGGGCUAGAACGUCGUCAGAUGAGGCGCCAUAUCCUUUAAUCGGUCAUGAAAGACCAUUCGCCGUAAAAAUGUCGAAUCUACGGCAUACCUUAUCGGCCGAGGAAGGUUUUGAUUUGGAACAUUGUAAUAAAUCUGGCCAUGACACUUGUCAUUUCAUUCUCCGACCUGUAUCGAAGUCACCGAUAAAGAAGAACAAGUCGAAAAUCACGGGUCUGUUGAGAAGAUCGCUUUCCUUAAAUCCCAGCAUUUUUGGUGUCAAUUUAUCGAGGUUGGACGAAAACGGAUUACCAAAGCCCGUGUUGGUCAUGCUUCAGCAACUCUUCGCGAAGGGACCAUUCACGCAAGGUAUCUUCCGAAAAUCGGCGAAUGUACGAAUCGUGCGAGAGUUGCGUGACCAAAUCGAGUCUACCGGUGAUCCGAGUUGUUUGGAAGCCGCACCGAUCAUAGCUGUGGCAGCAUUAUUAAAGGAUUUUCUUCGAUCUUUACCCGAUCCACUUCUAACUUCUCAUUUAUUUCCUCUUUGGAUGGAUAGUCUGGAAACACCAAAUCCUGUUCACACUAUUAAAAAUACUCUUGAUAGGUUGCCUAAAGCAAAUUAUACGUUGCUCUCGCAUUUAAUAUGCGUGUUGCAUCACAUAGCUAGGAGGUCGAAACACAAUUUAAUGUGCGCCAGUAAUCUCGGUGUUUGCUGUGGUCCGAGUCUUCUCUGGUCGCCAAAUCCCUCGGUAAAUCAAGGCAGGGCGAUUCCUACGCUGACGGAGAUGCUGAUUCGGCAUUGUGAAGUUUUGUUUGGUGAAGGUGUCACACAACUUCUUGGUGAGGAACGUAGCGACAGUGGAGCCGAAGAAAGCACGGACAGCCUUCACUCAGGUGGGCUUUCCUUGGACAGUCUGGAUUUAACAGAACCUCCACGCAAGGAUCACAUGUCACUUUCUCGUGAUUCGGGCUUGACAUUAUCGGAUUGUCAGCUCUUCAUCCCAGAGUCACCAGUCGGUUCGGAAGAUUCCGCUGUAAACGCAACAUCAUCGAGCUAUGAUAAGCCUUUGUUGAAAGAAGAUAACAAAUCUUAUGGAAAAACUUAUAUCCGUGUUUAUAGCGGCUGGGAAGAAAGGAUGAAUUAUGCAGGAAAUGGCGGUCACCAUCAUUCGAAUAACGUGGAACACAUUUUUAGAGAAGAAAGGAACAACGUGGGUUAUCCAAAUCCAAACUUUCAACGGCAAGACUGGCUUAGAGCCCAGUUAAAGAGAACGCCGAGAUCUAAAUUGGAUGAGCACGAACACCGCAAAGAGAGAUACGAUGAGAAAGACAUAUACGGUAGAGAUUAUCUCAGACAAGAUUCCAUGAAAGAGAAUGUAGAAAAUUGUAAGGAUAUUUAUAGGACUUCUCAGUUGGACAUAUCUCGUGAACUUAGAACCGAAUACGAAAGAACGUCGCAGCAGGAAAUCUGUAAGGAGAGAGUUUCCGAUCAGGAUCUAUCAAGUGACACAUCCUUAUCGAAUGAUCGGUAUGAAUUCAAGAAAGAGCAUUUUGGUGAAUUUAAAAAAGUCAACUCAGAAAUCUAUGUUAAUCGUGAUUCACCGGUGUCGCAUAACGGCAGCUACCAUUCCAACGGUGAUCUCUAUGAAUUCAAGAAAGUCAAGAGCGAAAUUUACGUGAAUAAGGAGAGCACUCGUACCGAAAGAUACGAGUCGGAUAGCAGUAUAUAUGGUAAUAGGGAAAGAGUGAACGAACUUUACGGAUCAUCCCGAGAAAGAAACGAUCUUUACUCGUUUAAACAGGCUGAGGCUAUCGAUUUGUAUGGCGAUGAAGACGAAGAUGAAGAGAGAAUUUGGCCAGAUACCCCACCACCUUUGCCACCGAGACUCAGGCACUUGCCACCAGUUCAUAUGAAUCUUGAGGAUAGACAUAAAGUUGCCGGUAGAUCCAGAUCACUACCACCACCCCCACCUUAUCGACCACCACCUCAGCCACGUGCACCGAUCACCACCAGGCAUAUGGGAUAUGGAAGAUCCGUCGUCGAUGAUGAAAGUUACGUUUGAAAGGGAGAAACUCUUGAUAAAUAAUAAUAGAGUAAAAUUACGUUUUUUCUUCUAUUUUUUUUUUCUUUGUUACAUCGAUUAAAAUUAUAGAUACAAUCUUUACAGGCACAUAAAAUUUAAUCUCUUAGAAGGGAAAAAAUUAAAUAAUAAAACCGUAUAUCUCUUCGCCUAUUUUUAUUUUCAAUUGUACGUUUAUUACGUUCGUUUAUUUUCCUCGAUGAAUUUUAUUAGUCUGUAAUAUUUACAUCUAUAAUUUUAUAUACAUCCUAUGUAUCUUACUCUUCACCGUGACUGAAGCUAGUCCAAAUCGGGAAACACACGGUAAAAGAGGAUAUGGUAGAUGUAAAUUAUCCAGUUGCGUUAUAUUGGAUAGAUAGAUUGCGCUCUCACUUUUUUUUUCACAAAAGGAAUACGAUUAUAUCAAAAUUUCACAUUUGUGAUAAAGAAGUCGAAAACGUUAAUAUUCCUAGACGAAUUUUGACUUUUUGCUUUUUACUAUUAUUAUUAUUAUUAUUAUUAUUAUUAUUAUUAUUAUUAUUAUUAUUAUUUUUAUUAUUAUUAAUAUUAUUACUAUUAUUACCGAUUCAGGGUGCUUCCACAACCGUAAAAUUAAAUAGACUAAUUGGACAUUUAUAGGCGUGAUUACAAAUAGACACAUUAUUGGAUAAAUACAGAUUAUAUUUAGACAAGACUCGCGUCGAAAUAAUGUUUGUAAUAUUUUCUUUAUAUAUAUAUAUAUAUAUAUAUAUAUAUAUAUAUAUAUAUAUAUAUACACAUAUAUAUAUUAUGUAAUAAAAGAUAUGUUCUGUAAGUAUGUCAUUGACAAGAAUAAAGUGAUGUCUUCCCAUGUACAGAUCGUCAAUCUUUAUAAGAAACUUUAUGAUACAUCCGACAGAUUGUAACUCUGUAAUUAUUAUUUUAUCACGUAAUCGUAUUGCGAAACUUCUAGUUUUCUUUCGUGAUAUACAAUUCUUUUGUAAUAUUAUCGUGACCAAACGCACAAUUCUUAUAUAUAUAUAAUUCUAUAUAUAUAUAUAUAUAUUUUAUAUUAAAAAUGCAAUAUAUCAUUCGUACAUCUAUUGUUCCGACUCAGGUGUAACGGUUUCUCUCUCUCUCUCUCUCUAUCUCUCUCUCUCUCUCUCUCUCUCUCUCUCUCUCUCUCUCUCUCUCUCUCUCUCUCUCUCUCUCUAUCUCACUUACUCACUCACUCAUUCACUGUUUCUUUCAUGAAUACUAUCACAAUUUAAUUUUAAUAAUAAAUGCGUUUCAAACGUAUUAUAACUCGUAAAAAAGGAAGACCGUGACCAUACUUCUUGUAUAAUAGUCAUAACAUUGAUAAGUUUCGUUAAUUGUAAUUAUUUUAUAAAGUGUAGAUUAUAUAGAUACGUAGAAUGCUUUAUUUUUGGAUAAUAGUGUGCGAUAAUCUUAGCUAUAUAAAAUAUUAAAAUCUCGUCAGAAUAUUAUGUUCAGCAAUUCUUUACUCUUUUUGUAUAUAUUCAUGUAAACAAUAGAACUCUUUUAUAAUUACUAAAUUUUUAAAUAUGUUUGAUAUCCUCGUAACGAUAUGUAUACUUAUCUAAAUUAUAUACAUCAAUUUAUAAAAGUAAAAAUAUAUUUCGUAUUUUAUAA
This is a messenger RNA of Vespa crabro (European hornet), 5705 nucleotides long. RefSeq names its product rho GTPase-activating protein 20-like. The record is from RefSeq and is a predicted model, not a curated record. Lineage: Eukaryota; Metazoa; Arthropoda; Insecta; Hymenoptera; Vespidae. The transcript has 12 exons. The coding region runs from base 468 to 4076 and encodes 1202 amino acids. Gene Ontology annotation, molecular function: guanyl-nucleotide exchange factor activity; GTPase activator activity. Gene Ontology annotation, biological process: regulation of Rho protein signal transduction; signal transduction.